This is a messenger RNA of Caenorhabditis sp. 36 PRJEB53466, 3866 nucleotides long. The record is from the annotation of a GenBank genome assembly. Lineage: Eukaryota; Metazoa; Nematoda; Chromadorea; Rhabditida; Rhabditidae.
AUGUCGCUGCCCAGUUCGGAGGAAUCGACGUCCUCGUCGACAAACCUCGACCAGAAAUCGGUGUUCCCCGACAUCCACCGGGACCACAUCGAACUGGGCGACCACAUCGGAGUGGGCACGUUCGGGGCGGUCUUCAGCGGCCACUGGACCCUUCCGGACGGCGGAAAACGGACGAUCGCCCUCAAAAAAGUGUUUGUACUCGAGAAGGAGGCGGAGAUUCUGUCGAAGAUCCGCCACAAGAACAUCAUCCAAUUCUACGGCAUCUGCAAAUCCGCCGGCACCGACUUUUUCAUCGUCACCGAAUUCGCCGAGAACGGAAGUUUGUACGAUUAUAUCCAUUCCGAAGUGGCCACAAUGCCCUGCGGCUCCAAUUGCUUCGAGACGACCGUUCGGUGGGCCUCUCAGGUCCGUCAACUUUUCUCACAUUUCUCACGCCGCUCGGAGAUUUUGCAGAUCUCAAACGGCAUCCAAUACCUGCACUACGACGCCGUCGACACGAUCAUCCAUCGGGAUCUCAAGUCGAAAAACGUGGUGCUCGACAAGAAUCUCGUGUGCAAAAUCUGCGAUUUCGGCACGUCGAAAGACCUGACGCACUCGUUCACGGCGCCCUCGUGGGGCGGAACCGCCGCCUGGAUGAGGUACCGUAUGCGGGUACAGUACUCCCCGCCCCCCGCUACAGUAUACUCGUUUGCAGUCCGGAGAUGAUCCUUCAGUCGGAGGGUCUCACGACGGCCACCGACGUCUGGAGUUAUGGCGUCGUGCUGUGGGAGAUUCUUUCGCGGGAGGUGCCUUUCGAAAAUCUCAGCGAAUUCAAGAUAUUCACGCUCAUCACUCAAUCCGGCAUCACUUUGGCCAUUCCGCCGUCGUGUCCGACGCCCCUCCAGCAGUAAGUGUACUGUGGGAUUACUGUAAGCGGUUUGCUAGUAGGCUCGCUUCAGUUUGAUGAAAAGUUGCUGGAAGAUGACGCCGAAGGACCGGGCAAACAUGCGGGAGAUUCAAAACGAGUUGAACCGGAUUCUCGGGAAUCGAAAAGUGAGUAAGCGCUACUGUAGUUUGACGCGAACGCCUUCAGGUUAUGGAAGAAUGCGAAAAGUUCAUGGAGCUCGAGGAUUGGAAGACCGAAAUUGAGAAGCAGGCGAAAAGUGUCGAGGUUUGGAGUCUCUAAACCGGUCCCCAAUAGUCAGACCCUUUCAGAAGAUGCGUCAAGACCUGGAAAAGCGGCGAGAGCAGCUGGAGAUUCGCGAAAACGCGCUGAAAGCUCGGCUCAACGCGGAGCAGGCGAUUCUGGACGCGGUGCGCCACCCGCCGGAAGACGUACAUCUGUGGAGCGAGCACCACACCGCCCAUUGGAUCGAGAACGUUCUCGCACGAGUCGGUACGCUCCGUCUAUACCAGAGAUGUUGGGAAUUCCGUGUUCCGUGUUCCGCGUUUUUUUUCAAUAUUUUUUCCGUGUUCCGUGUUCCGUUAAAAAAAAAAUUCCGUGUUCCGUGUUCCGGGUUCCGGGUUCCGUAGAAAUAAGUUUUUUCCGUUUUCCGUGUUCCGUGUUCCGUAUAAACUAUAUUUUCCGCGGAAAAAUUCGAUCACAAAUUUAUCUCCGGAAAGAUUAGGACAAUUGACGUUUUGUGAUCAAAAUUUGAAAAUUUUCGGAUUCGGACCAUAUUCGUGAAAAGUGGAUUCCAUUUUCAGUCGUUUUUUACUGUAGUUGUUUACUGUUGUGUUGUUGGUUUUGUUAUUUUUAUGAAAUUUUCAGUAAAACUUUCACAUGAGUCAAACAGCUGCCUUGUCAGUCAGAUAAUCGAAUUAAACAAAACAUUAUUUUAAAAAAAAUCACUGGAAUUCUCUUGAAAACGCUUCUUUCCGUGUUCCGUGAAAAAAAAUUUUCCGUGUUCCGUGUUCCGUAAAAAAAAAAUUUCCGUGUUCCGUGUUCCGUGAAAAAAAAUUUUCCGUGUUCCGUGUUCCGUAAAAAAAAAAUUCAGUUUUCCGUAGAAAUAAGUUUUUUCCGUUUUCCGUGUUCCGUGUUCCGUAAAAAAAAAAUUUUCCGUUUUCCGUGUUCCGUGUUCCGGAGAGUAAAAUUUUUAUUCCCAACAUCUCUGGUCUAUACAUCAACUAGAAAAUGACGCGUUUCUUGCCCUCUUCAGCCAACGACAAAAAGUACCUGAACCGCGUGAAUGCGGCCGUGUUCCGCAAUCGGAUAACGGGCGCCCGACUGCUGGAAAUGACGCAGAACGACCUGGAACACUUGGGAGUGCACAAGUUGGGCUCGAGAAUCGAGUUGAUGAAGAUGAUCCGGAAACUGAAGGAGAGCCAACGGACACUGCACAACUUUCCCACGCUCGAACAGGCGAAGCGGAUCGAGUUGAGCCUGGUAAGACGGACCCGAUCCGACGUGUUUCUCUUCCGAUCCUUCCUCUGCGUCUUUCAGAAAACGCAGAGCAACGAGGCGGCCGGCGUACUCGUGAACCAAGUGGAUCUGGUGAUCAUCGUCGGAAUGUACGUGCGGAGGAUCGACGAGACGCGGCGGAAAUUCAAAUUUUACGCGGACUCCGAUUGGCUCAACGACCAUGAGAUUCCGUCGAAAUCGCCGUCGAAACACGCCUCCGCGUUCAUCAAAACCGUCUGUUUUUCGGUCCUCGACAAUGUUACCAAGGUACCUUUUUUCUCUCUCUCUCAUUUCACAAGUGUACAAUAUCAGAAGCCGAUAAACGAGCCGGCGUGCUCGAUCUCGAGUGGAAUGACCACAAAUCCCGAUUGGAUUACGGUAGACACCGAUGAGGAGGUGGCGAUCAAAGUGAUCGUCAGUGUUUACUAUGCGGAUGCGGUGGUGAGUUCACAAAAAGUGAGACAACUCUAAAUUUUUGAUCUCCUCCACACAGACACAGCCGAGAAACACGGAAAUCGUGGAAGUGGUGACGUCACUCGAGGAUAGUAAGAUACUUGUGGAACGACACGUUCACUUGAGACUUCGACGGAGUUCGAGCAGUGCCUCAGUGUCCACCGCGUCCCCAAUCACUCCGGUUUAUCAUCCGUUCGGACAACAUCAUCUCAACAAUGCUUUUCAUCAUGUAGGCCAAACAAAAAGCGAACCAAUAAUAGUUGAAAUGUUCUAGGCGACAAGUUCGCCUCAACUUCGAGGCUUCUGGCAUCGAAAACAGACCGGACUGGCUCGGCAUGGACUCACGGAAACGGAACUUUCGAGUCUGCAAGAACACCUAAGAACCCCGUCGCCAGAGCACCCUGCGGACAUCGUCAUGGUCCCAAAAUCCACCAGAAGACGUCGGACGACGACUGCAAACUCGGAAGAGGUUGGAUAAUCGACGCAAAAAACCACAGUUGAACACGGAAGAAUUUUUAUCUUUUUUAGAAAAUUUUUUCAUGGAAUGUGAUCAACUGACGAAAUGUAGAGCAAAGUGAACUCUGCUCGUAGAAAAAUAAUUGUAAAUUUAGCUUUUCAUACAAAAAAGUUAUUCGAGACGGAAGACGGAAGGACAUUUUCACGGAACAACUCGAAUAACUUUUUUGUAUGAAAAGCUAAAUUUACAAUUAUUUUUCUACGAGCAGAGUUCACUUUGCUCUACAUUUCGUCAGUUGAUCACAUUUCAUGAAAAAAUUUUCUAAAAAAGAUAAAAAUUCUUCCGUGUUCGAGUUCUUCCGCUCAACUCUGCUGAAAACGUAAAAAUCGAUCCCCGACCUUCCUAGCCUAAAUUCUUCUAAAACAGAUCCCACCGGGUGUAAAAACGCUUAAAAUUGCGUUUUUUUUGCAGAACGACUCGAAAGAACCGGAAAAUCGAGCGCGGCGAGUUCAUGUGCACGGCGGAAAAGACAAAUGGAAUUGGAAGAAAGGAAAAUCAAAGCCGAAAUUUAGUUAG